CGGCCUUCAGGGCUCCGCUGGCGGGGGUGGAGUGGGCGCUGGACUGCGUGGAUGCGCUUAAGGAGCUGGAGUGGGAGGACGAGCUGCUGUCACACGAGCUGUGUGAGGAGGUGGUCACGGCAGCUGGCGCCCCGGCGCCGGCGCCGCCACCGCCACCGCCCGCACAGCCGCCCUCGCAUCCCGCCCAGCCCGCCCCCGCUGCUGUUGCUCACACCGCUUCCACGUCCUCCUUGGGCCGCUUGCCGCACUCCCCGUCCCCGCUGGGUCCGCUGGCCGCCUCCCCCAAGAGCUCCUUCAGCUUCCUGUCCGCCCUGCACGAGGCAAGCAGCCGCGCGCACGGGCACUGGAGCAGGGAGUCCUCCCCGCCCGCCGGCAGGAGCCUCAGCCAGGGGAGGAGCCAGGGGACAUGCAAGAGCCUGCGGCCGACGUCACUGUCGGGGGAGGCGUCGCCGGCGGUGACGGCACCGCAGCUGGAGUUAACGGUGGUGGCGGCCAGGGGGGCUGCUGCUGCUACUGCGGGAACCGCAGCGGCGGCAGCAGCGGUGACCCAUGGGUCAGGUGGCGGCCUGGGGAAGGUCAGCAACCUUCGUAUAAUUGCGGCCUCUAAGCGCUCUCAUGAGCGGGGUCUGCGAGUCAAGGUGGGUCUAGACGUGGGCCCUGUCACCUACAGCCUAACCGCCUCCUCCGGCCGCCUCAGCUACCGGGGACGGGUCAUGAACCGCGCAGCACGCAUCGCAGGCAAGGCCGCAGCGGGUCAGGUGCUGUGCAGCGGUGCGGUGUGGCAAGCCUGUGAGACGGCCAUGGCACUCGGUUGCAGCGGCGGCAGCCGCCCCAGCGGCGACUGUAGCGGCGAUAUGGGUGGCAGCCGUGAGGACAGUGAGGGGGAGCUGUGUCGUGGCAUUGUGGGUGUCAGUUUGGGCAAGGUGGCGCUGAAGGGUAUUAGUGCACCAGUUGAGGUGGUGCAAUGCACUCGGGGCACGUGAGGGAGGGGGGAAAUGUACGGCAGUACGACAUGCGUGGGGGCUACGGGGCUGGGAAGCAGGGAAGGCAGCGAGGCAGUCCGGGCCGCCUUUUGGUUGUGCCAAUCCUGCUAUAGUUUUGCGAGAGGUAUAGCAUGUGCGGAGGAAGAGUGUUGGCCGCAUUGCUGACUGGAGGGUGGCCUGGAUUGGGUCGUAGCGCGCUAGGAAGGAGAGCUGAGUGUUGGGACUGUUAGUCAUAGAGAAUUUUGGGCUUGGCAUUUUGGGGGGAUCCGACGCCCACUGUCCAUUUGCCUGCCUGAGAGGAGCACCUGAUGGGGUAUUGGAGCCUGACACGGCUUGAGAGGUAGCGUGGCCCUUAACUUACAAAGAGCACAGUAGGUCUGCACAUGAGGGUGCGAGUUGUUGGCUGCAGGCUUUGGGAGUGGCAUGAGCCUUUGCCUAGGGCUCUGCAAGCAGUUGGGUAACGUGUGGUGCAGCAUGUCUGUCAGAACCGGGGAACUGGAUCUGGGGAGAGGUAGAAGACGUCUACAACACAGCACUAACACAGCACUGCCAAAUUGACACUGCGGCUUUGCAUCAUUGAGCGGAAGACCCCUUAGAGACCCCUUAGAGCAGUGGGUGGUUGGAGCAUAGUGCCUUCCUGCAAUCGAGGAACCCUGGCUGCAAUUUGGCGCCAAGCAUUCGGGAGCUUUCGGCAUCUGUCGUCGCCUGUUGGCACCCCCCUGUUGUUGUUGUUGUUGUUGUUGUUGUUGUCGGGCUCGACUGUCCUGCCCUGCGUCCUGGCGUUGCCAUGGUUGCAAUCGGGGAAGUUGUUCGUGCCGUCCUGCUGUGUUGAUAGCUUUGCCGCCCUGUGUUGAUAGCAUUGCCGUCCUGCUGUGUUGAUAGCAUUGCCGUCCUGCUGUGUUGAUAGCAUUGCCGUCCUGCUGUGUUGAUAGCCAUUGCCGUCCUGCUGUGUUGAUAGCUUUGCGUCUACAUGCCCUGUUGUGUCAGGUUGUGACAUGGAAAUAGAGUUUUGUCAAGGUCAGGCUGUGGCAGGCGGGGGAGGCGCAAUGCCACAGUGCCGCCCUAUCCGCGGCCCCGCUGUGAGCAGGCUGUGUUAGGGUGCGCGGGUAGAAUGCGCCAUAUCGUGGGGGCCGGGAAGGGGUCGAUUUGGCUGGCAAGAUGCUGGGCUUACACAUAAACUUUGGUACCAUGUGUGCUGUAAGUAGCUUUGUGUAUACUAAAAGUAUAAAAUUGUGCAGCGUUUUCUGUUACUGGCACUGUUGUGGCCAGCCUUUCCUACAUAGUAAGUUGCGAACAGGGCUCUGCCGUUCGUGCAGCCCGGGUGCUGCAUGUGAUUGCUGGCUGGGGUUAGAAGACGAGGUUCAUGAGAUCAAGACGGAGGGGACCCUUGGCCCCUCCGUGCAGUGUUUGCAGCUUGGGUUGUCGUAUAUCGAGCGUGGACUGAAGCGGGUCCGUGGCUGUGUUCUGUCUUCUGUGGCUUGUGCUCUCACUGCCGGUACUUGGAGGUGCUUAGGCAAGCUGGGAAUCGCCGGUAGUGCACCCAUGCGUAUGUAAGCAGGUCCCAUUGUAAAACGCAUGUUACAC
Molecule: messenger RNA, 2567 nt
Organism: Astrephomene gubernaculifera
Lineage: Eukaryota; Viridiplantae; Chlorophyta; Chlorophyceae; Chlamydomonadales; Astrephomenaceae
Source: the annotation of a GenBank genome assembly